AGGAGACCAAUUUGAUCUUUUUGUGUCCAUGUAUCAGCGCCGGGGAGGGGGGGUGCCGUACUUUGACAAGAAAUGUGUGGUGAACUUUGACAAGAACAGCGUCCCGCAUCGUCGCUAUCGACGGCCGCCCGCACGCACGCCGGCCGGCGUCCUCCGCCGCUACCGCUAGCUGGCAUGGACUGACUAGGCGCGUGAGUAUUCGCGUGCGGGAAAUUGGUAGGAUUUGGAAAGCGUGACAAAGAUAGAGAAAAAAAAAACCCGGUCGGCGCGGUCUCGUGUCCUCCCCUCGCGCCGAAAAGGAGUGCCCACCACCUGCCCCUGCUGGCUGCUGCCUCCUAUAAAAGCAAUCGUCCGCCCUCGCGCUCCGCUGAGCUGCGAUUUCUUCCAUUAAGCGGCCUGCUUCGAGUUCGAGCGUAGCUUGCGUAGGGAACCCCCGGUUGCUUGCUCGUCAGUCGUCACUGUACUAGAGUCCAGAAACCGCUGGAACUUUACGUAGUAAAACAAAACAUAACAACACAGGUGCCCUGAAGUUUCGGUACGAUGGAGUUCACCGGCACCAAGAAGGACGUCGAGAUGGCCGGGCAGCUGAACACCGAGCUGUCGUCGAGAGAACACGCGCUCCCGGCGCUCCUGAUCAAGGUUCCGUCGCAGGCCAUCGCCGGCUUCGACUGCGUGCCCGCCGCCGCCGACGCCGCCGUCGUCUCCCUGAACGAGCCGGGUGACAGGGCGGAGGACGUCGCCAUCAGCAUCCUCCCCGCGCCGGCGAGAGCCUACGGCGGCGACGCGCACGGCGUCCCGUACUCCGUCUCGCUCAGCAUGCCGGCGUCGCCGUCGGGGUUCCACCUGUCGUCGCACUUCAUGUGCGCGGGCGACGCGCCCGUGGCGACGGCCGACGUCCGCCCGGUGCUGCUGGAGGAUCAGCGGCAGGCGGCGGCGGCGGCGCACUCGCCGCGGCUGAUCAAGCAGACGCGGUUCCACUCGCAGCCCAUCCUCAACCUGCACCCGCCGUCCAAGAACGUCGUCGACGAGGCUGCGGCACGGCGGUGGGACAGCGCGCGCGACACGCGGUUCGACCCGUUCAAGACCUUCUCGGGCCGCCUCGAGCGCCAGCUGUCCAACCUGCGCGGCCGCCCGCAGGAGCCCGUCGACGGCAUAUCCCCGGACUCCAAGAUCUCCGAGGAGGAGACCGACCAGGUCCCCGCCGCCGACCGCUACUUCGAUGCCUUGGAAGGCCCCGAGCUCGACACGCUCAGAGCCACGGAGGUGCCGGUGCUGCCGAAAGACGAGAAGUGGCCAUUCCUUCUGCGGUUCCCGAUCAGCGCGUUCGGUAUGUGCCUGGGCGUGAGCAGCCAGGCCAUCCUGUGGAAGACCCUGGCGUCGGCGGCGCCGACGGCGUUCCUGCACGUGAGCCCCGCGGUGAGCCACGCGCUGUGGUACGCGGCGCUGGCGCUGACGGUGCUGGUGUCCGGCAUCUACCUGCUGAAGGUGGUGUUCUACUUCGAGGCGGUGCGGCGCGAGUUCUACCACCCGAUCCGCGCCAACUUCUUCUUCGCGCCGUGGAUCGCGUGCCUGUUCCUGGCGCUGGGCGCGCCGCGGCUGGUGGCGGAGAUGCACCACGGCGUGUGGUACGCGCUGAUGGCGCCCAUCUUCUGCCUGGAGCUCAAGAUCUACGGGCAGUGGAUGUCCGGCGGGCAGCGGCGGCUGUCCAAGGUGGCCAACCCGUCCAACCACCUGUCCAUCGUCGGCAACUUCGUGGGCGCGCUGCUGGGCGCCAAGAUGGGCCUCCGCGAGGGCCCCGUCUUCUUCUUCGCCGUCGGGCUGGCGCACUACAUGGUGCUGUUCGUGACGCUAUACCAGCGGCUGCCCACCAACAUGACGCUCCCCAAGGAGCUCCACCCCGUGUUCUUCCUCUUCGUCGCCGCCCCCAGCGUAGCGUCCAUGGCCUGGGCCAAGAUCAACGGCCAGUUCGACGCCGGCGCCCGGAUCGCCUACUUCAUCGCGCUCUUCCUCUACAUGUCACUGGCGGUGCGCAUCAACUUCUUCCGUGGUUUCCGCUUCUCGCUGGCGUGGUGGGCGUACACGUUCCCGAUGACCGGCGCGUCCGUGGCGGCGAUCACGUACGCGACGGAGGUGGACAACGUGCUGACCCGGGCGCUCUGCAUCGGGCUGUCGGGCAUCUCCACCGUCACCGUCGCCGGGCUCCUGGUGACCACGGUGUUCCACGCCUUCGUCCUCAGGGAUCUCUUCCCCAACGACGUGUCCAUCGCCAUCACGAGGAAGAAGCCCAAGUUCAGCAAGAUCCUGGCGCACUUCCGCUCGUCCAGCUCCGACAUGAAGGAGCUCGUGCUGUCCCUCCCCAGGACGGCGCAGUCUGACUCCGGCGAAACCGAGACCGAGCCGUCCGUGACCGCCAAAUCCCGAGCCGAGCCGUGAGUGACUAGCUCCCGGUCGCGGUCUCGUUCUCUCAUGUAUAGCUGCUACAUCCCUUAGCUAGCUGCACACAGAGCGAGGCUACUGUAUAGCUACUACGACGAAGAAGUCGCCGAUAAGCAAGUGUGCAGUGCAGGCACGCGUCCAUCGAUCGGCCUAAAGCGGCUGCAGCAGUCGGUCGGUCGGUCGGUCGGCGUGGAUUAAAUGAUCGGACAUAUACGAAGGGUGCACACGGCCGGUAUCCUUGGAGCAUUCCUAGUGAUGAUGGGGAUAUGAUGACGUGAGGAAAAAAUAUAUACUACUCCUACCACUAGUAGAUUGAUUAAUUAGUUUGUAUAAAUCUACGUACCGACAUAUUAUAAGUAGCUUGUGUGGACUAUUUAAGUAAAAGAAUAAAAACCAUGAACAUGCUCUAUGGCCUUCAAAGA
This is a messenger RNA of Zea mays, 2858 nucleotides long. Its product is annotated as S-type anion channel SLAH2. Gene Ontology annotation, biological process: transmembrane transport; intracellular monoatomic ion homeostasis. The record is from RefSeq and is a predicted model, not a curated record. Lineage: Eukaryota; Viridiplantae; Streptophyta; Magnoliopsida; Poales; Poaceae. Gene Ontology annotation, cellular component: membrane. Bases 541 to 2433 code for a protein of 630 amino acids. Gene Ontology annotation, molecular function: voltage-gated monoatomic anion channel activity. The transcript has 4 exons.